Myxocyprinus asiaticus (Chinese sucker) is the source of this 1749-nucleotide messenger RNA. RefSeq names its product tRNA-splicing endonuclease subunit Sen54-like. The record is from RefSeq and is a predicted model, not a curated record. The transcript is spliced from 11 exons. Gene Ontology annotation, cellular component: tRNA-intron endonuclease complex. Lineage: Eukaryota; Metazoa; Chordata; Actinopteri; Cypriniformes; Catostomidae. Gene Ontology annotation, biological process: tRNA-type intron splice site recognition and cleavage. Bases 14 to 1111 code for a protein of 365 amino acids.
UACACAGACAAAUAUGGCAGACAGCGAGACGUCUGCGGAUGCUGACAAACGCGUUAUUCUCCACGACGAGCUGCUCAGUCCAUCAGAGCUGUUCCAGGCGAGAUCCCGAAGCCAUAAGAUCCCAUUGAGGGGCCAGAAAGACUUUCUUCCCAAUGGAUCAGAGCAGCAGAGAGCGCGACUACAGCAGAGUCUGGAUGAGCACUGGACACUGCUGGCAGAGGAGCGAGUCGAGAGACUAGGGAAUCUAGUGAAGGCUUUGUGGAUCCCUGAGGAGCGAUUAGUGGAAUUGCAGUCACCAGCAGGAAAGUUUUGGCAGAUGAUGGGUUUUUCAGACAAAGGCAAACAGUGCCUGCAUCCUGAAGAGGCUCUUUACCUGAUGGAAUGUGGCAACGUACAGGUGUUUUACCGGCAUCUUCCACUGUCCAUUCAGGAGGGCUAUGAACGUUUUCUUUCUUGUGACUCUGUCACUCUUCACCAGUAUCAGGUUUUUGGACAUUUGAAAAGGCUUGGGUAUGUUGUGAGCAGAUUUGACCCCAGUUCAGUCCCAUCCCGGUAUGAGAGACUGCUGAGCCUGCCAGCGUCAUGUGACAAACACAGACAGCAGCUGAAAAGGAAGUGCAGUCAGAGUCCUGUGUCCAGUGACAAAGGUAGUAUGUCAUCAAUGGAGAAUAAUGAGCAAGUCGCUGCUCAGACAACUCCAGAUCAGCCUCGGGAGGAGCCUGUGGAGUUAGAUCCAGCUCCAGCUCUAGACAAGACAUCUGAAAGGACCAGGUGGAUGGAAGAGGACAUCCAGCCUCCACCUGCUCAAGCCAAAACCUCAGCUCAUCGCUGGGACUUCAGCUCCAUCUCUUUCCCAGACCUGGGCUCUAGUAGGAGCCACUUGGCAUCUCCAGACCCAAGCCUGCUGCCUGGAGCUCUUGAGGUGGGCGAGUGUAAUGUGGCUUCGUGGCUGAGGAGGCUCAACAUGAAGGAGGAGAGGCUGUCACGCCGGGACAGAGAGCGACAGAGGGAGAGGGAGCGAUACCACAGGGAUAUUAACAGUGACCGGGAGGUGCAGCGCUGCCAGAACUGGGCAGAGUAUUCUCAGCUGCUGGAGAAGAGGAGGAAUUAGCGGCAGAGAGAGAGACCCGUCCACCUAUGGGAGAGGGAGGUGACUCCUCUAAAUCAGCCUGGACAAUGCAACUCUCACUUUGAACUGCUGGACCAGAUCAACAUUAUCAAGUUUUCCAGCUGGCCUGAGUGUGUUUCCAGAAUGACCCCGUCACACCAGAGGAAGAUUAGUUUUGAUGUUUACAAACCAGACACGGUGGCAGAGUUUAAAAAGAGCCAACCUGGCAAGCCCUACACCCGCAUGUGUGUUUGCAGUUUUGAUGGCCCUGUGCCUGAUCUGCAUGUCAUGAAGCAGCUGUCCUUCCAAAGUGGAGAUGUCCCAGUUACUUUUGCUGUGGUAGACCAUGGAGACAUCUCCUUUUACUGCUUCAAGGAAUUCAGACUGCCCACUGAUGUGUAUUAAAGAAUGAUUUGCAAAACAUCAAAAUUGGAAUGCAGCUUUUGAGACUGAAUACACCCCAUACCUCAGAUUAACUUUAUCUGAUCAAAUAAAUGUGCAUCUCUGUAUUAAUUUAAUUUUAAUAGAGGAGUGAUGAUAAUCUGUCAUGCUAAAGUUAUGUCAAUACUAUUAACACCGGCAUUUAUGUCAUCAAACAAUGUCUAAUGUUUGGACAUAAAAAAAUAAACAAAAUAAUCUCA